This is a messenger RNA of Alternaria rosae, 1143 nucleotides long. RefSeq lists its product as uncharacterized. The transcript is spliced from 2 exons. Lineage: Eukaryota; Fungi; Ascomycota; Dothideomycetes; Pleosporales; Pleosporaceae. The record is from RefSeq and is a predicted model, not a curated record. The coding region runs from base 403 to 1083 and encodes 226 amino acids.
UCCACGAUGUCUUCUAGAGGUGCCGACUCGUGUCGUAUAGUUUCGUAGGUUUCAGCGUGAUAAUCGCGUGCGCGCCGCUGUAGAGGGGAGCCUGACGAUUGGUCCUGGCGAUCGCCUGCCCCAGGCAAUGGAGACGAGCCUGAGGGCAUCUGUGACGAUAUGCGCGGCUGUGACUUUGACACGCAUUCCCUCAUGCGCUGGACCAUGCUCGCGAUAUUCGGUUUCGCGGGUUGUCCAAGCAUCAUCCCAUCCGAACUAGAUGCGCCAGCAAAAACGUCCUCUGUAGUGUCCUGCUCCGGCUGAAACACACCGUGGGUUCUCCGUUUCUUCCGGGUCGAUGCUGGGAACUCUACGCCACAGCUUGCCCAUCUCCGAAGUCCACUGACACUUCCAGCAGCAGCCAUGGACCUGGGUGACGAUUCGUUGAUGAGAUGUGCAAACGCCACGCUCUUGUUGGCGCUCGGUGUUCCCUUGUUGUUCGUAUAUCGUGACCACAGCUCCAUGGCAGGGUCGGCCUGGGGUGUUGUGAUGUCUUGCCUGGCGCCGUCCAGUCUGUGUUCGUCUUGCGACGGUCCGACGGGCGACGAGCUCCUCGCGCGCUUCUUGUUCUUCCUGGGCAAAGGCGUGUUCACUGCUUGUGAGCCUCUCCAUAUCAGCGUCUCUUCGGGUGAGGCGACGGGUUGCAGCACGUGUCUUGAGGAAUCGUCAACGUUGCCAACCAGGUCCGCAAGCGGCAGCCUCGUAGUGGCGGGAGUUGAUGGCGGCGGACAGUCGAGAACGGUGGGCAGUUUUGGAGUCUUGUUCGCGGUUGCUACAUCCUUCGCGACCCUGUUCGUCUUUGGUGUGCCCAUGGGCUUGGCUGUCUUUCCUCGCGCCGUAGGUAGAUUUUCCUUCUCGGCUUCGCGCUGUCGGAGGGAUUCGGCGGUGGGUGCGCCCUCGAUGAACUGGAAAGCUUUGAGCUUUGUGCGUGUCUGGGUCGAAGGCAUGAUCGGAGGGCCAGUAACUACCUGCCGAGCCUGCGGCGCCGUCUGGUUACUGUUCUGGUGGGGGAAGUUGCGCGGGCGAUUCCAUUGGCCCUUGUAAUGCUGCUUUGGCUUCUGGUUCUGGUCAAAGAAGGACCUCUGUCGCGUGGACAUGGAGAUG